UUAUGAAUUACUACACGUGGUGUUGUUGAUACUAAUAAUUAGAGAAAAAUAAAAAGUAUUUAGCAAAAUGGGUGGAAAACGGGAAAGACAUGAGUCAGAGGGGUCUUUACCUGAUGAUAUAGAAGAGGAUGAUGAAGAUGUUCUUCAAACGUUAACAGCACAGCAAAGGGAGGUAACUGGAGAACCUAUGAAGAAGAUGACUAAGAAAGAAAGAGAAAAGUUGUAUAAAGAGCCAACAGUUGAAGAGUUAAAUCAGAUGAAAGAAACAGAAAAUCUAUUCCACUCAAAUCUUUUUAGACUACAGAUAACUGAAGUGUUAAAAGAAGUUUCUUUGAAAGAAAAACACAAGAGACAAGCAGAGAAAUUGAUAUCAACAUUGAAAGAAACAAUUCUAGAUAUACCAGCUAGUGAACAAUAUGAUUUGAAAGACACAAAGUGGUUAACAAAACAGAAAGUAAAACUACCUAUACAUCAGGCAUCAAGUUGUAUGAAGGGAAAGUUUCAGUUCUUACCUCCCUUGUCUGUUAGAAUUAUUGGUAGUUAUCUACUAGAUACAGUUGUUAAACCAGAUACAGUCGUUGAUCUAAUGGUGGAGAUGCCAAAGGCCUGUGUAUCUGAAAAUGACAGCCAGAACCACCGUUAUCUUAGAAAGAGAGCUUUAUAUCUGGCUUGCAUAGCAACACAUCUCAACAAAGAUUCACAGUGUGAACAUUUACGGUUUACAUAUCUCCAUGGCAACCAUCUGAAACCCAUUCUGGUCGUCACUCUAAAAGGAGAUAGUCGACCAAUCACAGUACAUAUACAUGUUGUUAUGUCCAGUGAUGCCUUUAAUCCCGAGUUAUUUAACAUCAAUAAAUGUAACGUCAAUACAAAAUGGUGGAAAGAUGUCACUCAACUAGAGGAUAAAGAUGAUGUCGUAUUAAAACCUACUCCUAUAAGUAAUAUGGCUGUAUUAGAAGAUUUAACUCUCCAACAAAAUACAGAUCACCUGGAGAAAACAUUGACUGAUUUAUCAGGUUUUACUGAGGGGAUCAAAUUACUCAAGAUUUGGUUACGACAACGUGAGUUGGAUAAGGGUUAUGGUUAUUUCAACAGUUAUAUUAUGACUAUGUAUGUGGUAUAUUUAUUGUCUCAACGUCUACUCAAUAAAAUGAUGAGUAGUUAUCAAGUAUUUAGAAGUACUCUGAUACAGUUAGCUCGUAGUGAUUGGUUGAGUAAACCACCAUCAUUGUAUCGUAAUAAGAAAUCUGGUACUGAUACAAGGGAGAAAGAUAUGAUGUCAGUAUUUGAUGUGGUCUUUCUAGAUACUACUGGUCUCGUUAAUAUUUGUUCAACUCUAAAUAAAUCUCUCUUUCAAAGGGUUAUUCAUGAAGCCAAGUUAUCGGCUGAUUAUUUAACUGGUAAAACAAGUGAAGCUUUUGAUCUUCUCCUGAUGACUCCAGUUACCUUUGAUAGAAAGUUUGAUUAUUGUUUCCAUAUAGAGAAUAUCCGACCUAUGGUAGAGAAGGGUGAAGAAUUGGGUGGUAUACACAAGAUGGUAGAUAAUGGUGGACACUAUUUACAUGCUUAUCUACCAGCUGUAUUAAAUAUCUUACAGAAAGCUCUAGAUAAACGAAUAUAUUUAAUACAAUCUAGAGCUUGUCCUACUCCACAGUGGGAUAUAAAUGAAGAAGUAAGAACAUGUGAUGGUAUAGAGAGAGUAACUAUAGGUAUAUUAGUUGAUACACUUGUAUCUGUUAGAGCUGUUGAAAAGGGUCCAGCUGCCGAUUCUCCGCAGGCACGAGGAUUCAGAGAAUUUUGGGGUGAGGUGUCUGAAUUACGAAGAUUUCAAGAUGGCAGUAUUUGUGAAGCUAUUGUCUGGUCAAAAGGUUCAAGCUACAGAAAGAAAAGACUGGUUUCUUCUAAGAUAGUUCCUUAUAUUUUAAAGAAAUACGCUGGUAUAGAUAUUGAUGAUAUCAGAUUUAUUGGUGAAGAAUUUGACAUACCGUUACAUCUACCGUUUCCCAAACAGCCUGAUUUACCAGUUUAUGGUACAGGGGAGGAACAACAUGCAGUACUGUUACAGACGUACGACUCGUUACGUAAAUCUUUACGUGCCCUACCUGAUUUACCGUUACGUAUAAAUACUAUACAAGGUAUCCAUCCUGUCUUCAGAUUUACUGAUGUAUUUCCAGUGAUGGCAUUAAAUCAGUUUAAAGAAACAAAGAAGAUUGGUGAUAAAUAUUUCCCUACUAGAUCUCAAUCUGCUCCACCGUUUCACCCUGUUUUACCAGUUAUGUGUGUAUUGGAAGGAAGUGGUAAAUGGCCUGAUAAUAUAGAUGCUAUAAAGAGAUUGAAGGCAGCUAUUUAUAUUCAAAUAUCCAAAGGUUUAAGCACUGACAAGAAUUUAAAAGUUUAUCUUCAUGCCACCUAUAUAGACAUCAUGAAGGAUGGUUAUGUGUUCCGUAUAACUAUAUCAGCUUUAAGAGAAUUAAGUAUAUUGAAAUCUACAACUAGUAAAUCUGGUAUGUUACGUGUACAGACUACAGAUCAAUCAAUGGAGUUUGAAAAAACAGUGAUAGCUUUACCUAAACUUACCAGUACUAUACAUGGUAUUUAUCAACAACAUAAUACAGUGAGUUGUGCUGUAAGAUUAGCUAAACGAUGGGUUUCAGCCCAGUUAUUAUCAGAUCAUAUACCUGAGUUAGCUAUAGAAUUAAUAGUAUGUCAUAUUUAUCUUACACCAGCACCUUAUACUAAACCAGGAUCUCCAGGGGCUGGUUUCCUACGAUUUUUACAAUUAUUAUCUACCUUUGAUUGGAAGAAUACGCCAUUACUGAUAAAUCUGAAUACAGAAUUUACAGCUGAAGAUUUUAUUGAUAUACCAGCUCGAUUCCAGAAAGAAAGAGAAAAAUUUCCUCUCAUGUUUCUGUCUACACCAUACGAUAGAUGGAGUAGUUACUGGACGACGGAGAAACCAACAGCUAUGAUCCUCAGUCGUCUGGCUGUUCUAGCCAAAGAAUCUUUAACUUUACUACAAGAUCAAGUUCUGAAUCCUUCGGCUGAAGAUGAUAUUAAGCAAGUAUUUCGACCACCAUUAGAAUCGUAUGAUGCUUUGAUUCAUCUUAAUACAUCUCUCUUACCACGAUCCUACCAAGCUAUAGAUAAUCCUCGAGAUAAACUUGUACCAGAUGUAAAAGAUGCUGACGAUAAAACAUUUCCUCUCAUAGAUUACGAUACUUGUCAGUUAUACCUACACGAAUUAAGGGAGAUUUAUGAUGACGUAGCUUUAUUCUUUUAUGAUCAGUUCGGUGGAUCGUGUAUUGGGGUUUUAUGGAGACCUAAUGUUUUUCAUAAAAAAGAUGUCAAGGUACCGAAUCUAUGUAAAAGUAAGCCAUCUACCAGAGGAGAUGAUGUUGUGCUUGAGUGUAAUAUAGACGCUAUAAUUGAAGACUUUAAAAUUCUAGGAGAACAAUUAGUUAAGAGUAUAGAUGUAAGGAGACGUUGAUAUAUCGUCGACAAGUCAUUGACGAGGAUGGUGAACUUUUAUUUACUUGAUGUUGAACAGCAAAGUUUGGAAGAAAACUUGUAGACACGAAAUGAAAUAAAAUCUGGUUUAACGUUCUACUGUUCUACUCCGACUAGGCCAUACAGUGUGCUAUGAGGGAAAUAUUGCCUGCAACAUGUAGACACAUGUACAUUUUACAAAAUAUAAACAUUGUACCUGUUGAUGUUUAUAGAUACUUUUGCAAUAUUACAUAUAUAUGUAUUUUUUAUUAAGAAAAAUAUUCUUACAAAAUGAAUAUUUCUGGUAUGCACUUAGAUAAUUUGCCAGCCCCCAAGAAAGUCACCCCCGAUGUACAAUUUGAUUGUGUUUGAAGAUUGAGAAUAAAUCUAUUCAAGUUGGAUCUAGUAUAAUUGCUGAUGGGGACAACUGCUGACGGAAGAGACAAUUGUUCUGCUUCCAUACAUAGCUAUAUGAAUUACAGGCCAGUAUAUUGUAGGUAUAUAUAAGAAUAUGUUAAAACUAUAUAUAUAUAUAUAUAUAUUUCAUUACAUUAAAAUGAACUGGUAAAUAACUACAGUAUAUUUUCAAUAUGAUGUUGGUUGAAACAUAAGAAUGCUUUCCAGCAGGAUUUUUAAUAAAGCCUUGAUGUGAAGUAUUUAGUAGUGUUGUUAAACCGUAGAUAUAAGCAGCCAAAUUUAAAAGUGUUAUUUUGAAUGGGUAUUAUAGAAAUGUGUUUAAUAGUGCUAAUAAUUAAAUACUGCUGUAUAUAAAUAUAAUGUAUGUUAAGACUUUAGCACUCAAUCGCCCAAAUCACCCAGUGACCCCAACUAGGGCUUCUUAGACCAAACCACCCAGCGGCCUCAACUAGGGCUCCUUAGACCAAACCACCCAGUGACCUCAACUAGGGCUCCUUAGACCAAACCACCCAGUGACCUCAACUGGGGCUCCUUAGACCACCCCUAACCACCCUUGUGACAUGCAGCCAGUGCAUGCUCAAAGAUCCUGGAAUUUCCCUGUGGGGGGGAGGGGGGCAUAAAUAUCUUCAAAAAUUUGUUACAUCAGCAUUGAUAUCUAUUUAAUUUUAUUUUACCUCAGCAUGGCCAGCAUUCUUGCAUCGGAGCCCCUGAUCCGAUACAUGAAACCCUGCUCAGGCACAUAUGAAUUCUCUUGGUUCGGUAAGGUCAUGAUUCUACUUGUACUUCUGAUAUCGUGUCUGGCAGAACUGUCUUUGGAAUUAAUUCCAUUUCACUUGACUGCAAGUUUAUCAAUUUGGAAUCACCCCCCAAUACCUCCCAUCUACACAUCAAUAAUCUAUUAUGUAAUAUUGUUAAUGAAUUAAAUGUUCACAUAAUAAAAUGAAAUGACAAUCU
Messenger RNA from Patella vulgata (common limpet), 4857 nucleotides. RefSeq names its product nucleolar protein 6. Lineage: Eukaryota; Metazoa; Mollusca; Gastropoda; Patellidae. The record is from RefSeq and is a predicted model, not a curated record. The transcript has 23 exons. Gene Ontology annotation, cellular component: small-subunit processome; CURI complex; UTP-C complex. Bases 68 to 3487 code for a protein of 1139 amino acids. Gene Ontology annotation, biological process: rRNA processing; tRNA export from nucleus.